Parathielavia appendiculata is the source of this 1135-nucleotide messenger RNA. RefSeq lists its product as uncharacterized. The transcript has a single exon. The record is from RefSeq and is a predicted model, not a curated record. Bases 134 to 1135 code for a protein of 333 amino acids. NCBI's taxonomy places the organism in Eukaryota, Fungi, Ascomycota, Sordariomycetes, Sordariales, Chaetomiaceae.
CGUUCUGGCUGAAUUAGAUUUCGCACCACGACUCGGGUAUGUUCUACGUCAAGUACUUGCCGACAAAACCAGCACCAACUCAGCUCACAAACCAACAACAACCUCAGCAGUAACCAAGUAACCAAGAUUCACGAUGCCUCGUAAGUGGCGUGUCGAUGGGGAUGACGGCCGUCUGCCCGAGGGCCUGAGGCGGGUGGCGUAUGAUACGGAAUCACAGAUGUACACAUACGAAUCCGUCGAUGGCUCCGAGGAGUACAGGGGUCGGCCUGGGUGGCGGUACGGCGAACUUAACCGUACCCGAACUACCCAUCCGGUGCGCGCUGCUCAGUCAUCGACGCCAACGCGCUCCCAUACCUUCUCGCAGGCCCGCCCUAAGGGCCCCCUCGCGUCCAACAACAACACCCUCAACAACAACAAUGUCUUCCACAACACCAUCCACAACAACAUCACUCACAACAACAACUCCUUCCAUAGGAAGACCAACCAUAACCACCCAACCCCCUCCUCCUCUGGUGCUGCUCGCAACCCUCGAGCAGCUUCCUCAACCCUCUUAUUCUCAUACCCAUCCCCUCCUCCCCCCUACCGCACCCCCCCUCGCCGUGCCCGAUCCAACACCACCGUCACCGCAGCAGCAAACAACCCCUCCCCUCCCUCCUACCACUCCUCCAACAACAGGAGCAACAACACCUUCAGCACCACCCUAGGACCCAAUCACUCCUCCCUAAUCAACCCAACCUCCUCCUACCCUCCUCCUCCCUCAUCCGCCUUCCCCACCCCCACUGGCCCAGGCUACCCCCGUCGAAUGGAAACCAUUCCCGCUCGCGUGCCCGAACUUCAGCGGAACGGGGGGACCGCCACGGCCUCGUCCGGAGGAGGUCCUGUUUUCACUUCGCCGCCGCCCAAGCGGAGGAAGUCGCUGGUGGGCGCGGUAUUUGGGUUCAGCCGCAAUGCGCUUGGGUUUGUCAAGGAGGCGGCUAUUGUCAAGGCAGAGAAGUGGAGCGAGGGGUUGAAGGAGGUUAAGGAGGAGAUGAACGCUAGGAGGGAGGAGAGGAGGGUGAAGAGGGAGGAGUAUGAGGGGGGGGAGGGGGAGAGGAGGGGGAGGAGGAGGAGGAUGUUGACGAGGAUGGGAAGGUGA